Oenanthe melanoleuca is the source of this 3438-nucleotide messenger RNA. RefSeq names its product PHD finger protein 19 (gene PHF19). The record is from RefSeq and is a predicted model, not a curated record. Gene Ontology annotation, molecular function: DNA binding; chromatin binding. Gene Ontology annotation, cellular component: nucleus. The transcript is spliced from 15 exons. NCBI's taxonomy places the organism in Eukaryota, Metazoa, Chordata, Aves, Passeriformes, Muscicapidae. Gene Ontology annotation, biological process: regulation of DNA-templated transcription; chromatin organization. The coding region runs from base 107 to 1825 and encodes 572 amino acids.
AGCGCGGGAAGAUGGCGCCCCGCGCCCGGCCCCCGCCGCGCCCCGCAGCCCCCCGGGCCCGCGCCCCGAGCGCCCGCUGAGCGCCCCGGGCCCCGCGGCUCUGCCGAUGGAGAGCGCGGAGCUGAGCCCCCUGAUCCGCGAUGUGUGCGCGGCCCAGCCGGGCUCGGCGCGCAGGGGCGGCGGCUGCCGGGAGCUGAUGGUGCGGCUGAGCGAGGGGCAGUACGUGCUGUGCCGCUGGACAGACGGGCUCUACUACCUCGGCAAGAUCAAGAGGGUGAGCGGCUCCAAGCAGAGCUGCCUCGUCACCUUUGAGGAUAACUCCAAGUACUGGGUCCUCUGGAAGGACAUCCAGCAUGCCGGUGUCCCGGGGGAGGAGCCCAAGUGCAGCAUCUGCCUGGGCAAGAAGUCGGGCCCCAGGAACGAAAUCCUCAUCUGCGGGAAGUGCGGGCUGGGUUAUCACCAGCAGUGCCACAUCCCGGUGGCGAGCGGUGGCGAGGGCCCGCUGGGGACGCCGUGGUUCUGCCGCCGCUGCAUUUUCGCCCUGGCAGUGCGGAAAGGGGGUGCCCUGAAGAAAGGAGCCAUUGCCAGGACGCUGCAAGCCGUGAAGAUGGUGCUGUCCUACAACCCCGAGCUGCUGGAGUGGGACUCCCCACACCGCACCAACCAGCAGCAGUGCUACUGCUACUGCGGGGGCCCCGGAGAGUGGUACCUGAAGAUGCUGCAGUGCUACCGCUGCCGGCAGUGGUUCCAUGAAGCCUGCACCCAGUGCCUCAGCGACCCCAUGAUGUUCGGAGACCGGUUCUAUGUGUUUUUCUGCUCUGUGUGCAACCAGGGACCAGAAUACAUCAAGCGCCUGCCCUUGAGAUGGGUGGACAUAGUUCAUCUGGCCCUCUACAACCUGGGUGUGCAGAGCAAGAAGAAGUACUUUGACUUCGAGGAGAUCUUGGCCUUUGUGAACCACCACUGGGACCCUCUGCAGCUCGGGAAGCUCACGGGCACCCCCAUCUCCGAGCGCGGCCCCCACCUCCUCAACGCCCUCAACAGCUACAAAAGCAGGUUUCUGUGCGGGAAGGAGAUAAAGAAGAAGAAAUGCAUCUUCCGCCUGCGGAUCCGCGUCCCCCCGAACCCCCCCAGCAAGGUGCUGCCGGAGAAAGCGCCCGGCGAGGGAGAGAGCAGCUCCAGCGAGCUGAAGAAGGGGGGGAAAAGCAAAUACGCCCAUAAGGACAGCCUGCAGCAGCAGAAGCGGCGAGCGCGGCGCAAGAGGGCCAAGUUCCUGCUGGAGGAUGCCAUUCCCAGCAGUGACUUCACCUCGGCCUGGAGCACCAAUCAUCACCUGGCCAGCAUCUUCGACUUCACUCUGGAUGAGAUCCAGAGCCUGAAAAGUGCCAGCUCAGGACAGACUUUCCUAUCGGAUGUGGACUCCACAGAUGCCACCAGCACCUCAGGCUCGGCCACCACGAGCCUUUCCUACGAGUCCAGCCGCAGGACCGUGGGCAGCCGCAAGCGCAAGCUGGCAGCGCCAGCCUACGCCUCGGGGGCCAAGAGGAGAGGGGGCGAGCUGGGCGGGCGCCCCACGGCCACCCCCGAGGGCAGCGAGGCAGCGGCCGGCCCCGAGCGCCCCGACGGCGGCAUCGACAGCCACACCUUCGAGAGCAUCAGCGAGGACGAUUCCUCGCUGUCCCACCUCAAGUCGUCCAUCAGCAGCUACUUCGGGGCCGCGGGCCGGCUGGUGUGCGGCGAGAAGUACCAGGUGCUGGCGCGGCGGGUGACGCUGGAGGGGAAGGUGCAGUACCUGGUGGAGUGGGAAGGCACCACCCCCUACUGAGCCCCGCCAGCCCCCGAACCUCUCCCGGAGCCAAAGCGGAGGAGAUCGGGCUGCUGGGGAAGCCCGUGAGGCACUGGAGAGGGGCUGGUGCCUCCCCCGGCCGGCAGUGCUGCCCAGGAAUGAAACCUGAAGCCCUGACAUUCUAUUUUUUGACAUUCUAUUUUUUUAAUGUUAACAAUUUUUAGUUCCUUGGCUGUGUUUGUGCAGUGAUGGAGGCUGGUGCUGCUCAGAGCAGAAGGAUCCCCAGCUGGAGCAGCUGCUGUGGGGGCCCCCCACACCCUGCUCACACAGGGACCUCGGUCUGUGCCUGGCACAGCGUGGCUCAUCCUGGCUCAUCCUGGCGUCCCAGCCUGGCUGAGCAGCCUCGAGGGGGUCCUGCUGCCGAAACACAAACCCCUCCUCAUCCCUGGGCUCUCACAGCUCGUCCCUGUGCCCUGGGGACAGCUCUCGGGGUUUUCCACCUCAUCCUGAAUCAAUUCAUUAAAGGAAUGUGGGUUGUUUUAUAUGAGAAGAAAAUGCCCCAAAACCAGCCCACUGUGGCUGUUGCAGCCAUGGGGCAGAUGUGCUCUCACCCCUCAACCUGGACUGUGUGUGGUGCUGCACCAGCUUCAUUUCCCUGUUCUGACAAUCAUGGUCUUGGAGGAGAUCAUCCAAAAAAUCCUCCUUUGCCUUAAAACCACCAUGGGCACUUCACAGACUGGGGCCCAAGGCCUUUGCUUCUACAGGAAUCUUCAUCCCAAAUGUGCCAAACCAGCAGACAAACCAAAAAAGGCUGAAGAGGACAGUGGGGGCAGGGGUAAGGGGCUGUACCAGGGUCCCUGUGGCCAUCCCUGUGACCUCCUGGCUGUGCCUCUCUCAUGGUGAUGUUUGUGAGCACUGGGCUUGAUCUGUCUGCAGGAGAGGAGGAGCAACCCCCUCCUUUAACAAAGCAAUACUGCAGCUUGGGCAGGAGCAGAGCAGUUUUUAAAAAAUAUUCCAAUAUCAGAUAGAUGUAUUAGAUUUUUUUUCUUUUAGAGAGAGAGAGAGAGAGAUAUUUUUAAUGUUCUCCUCACCUCUCCCCCAUCUCACCGUGGCUGUCCCAUGCUGGGCUGUGGGGUCCUGUCCUACCUGUGCUUGUGGGAUCUCAGCUCAUCCUUUUGGGAGGUCCCCCCAUCCCUGGCAGGGAGGGGUCCAGCAGCUGGAGAAAUCCCUGUCCUGCCUUAGCUUUGUCCUUGAAGGAUCACUUCAAAUAUUUCCCUUUCUCAGUGCCUAUGGAGCCCUUCCAAGGGGCUGCCCAGAGCUGUGCCAGGGCUGAGCAGGGUAAUGCCUGUGGGAUGUGCCAAUGCACAUCACACUUGUGGAAGCACCCUCAGGAUGUGGCCCUGGCUCCUCUCUGCUCCCUCUCUGUUCCCUCUCCUCCUCUCCUGGCUUCUUGCAGAGAAUUGAAUGUGGAGCCUUUAAAAGUACUUUUGUUGCAGAGUAUAUUUUGCAUUCGCUGUAAUAGAGGUUAUAACAACUCUGUGCACCUUCUGAUUUCUGAGUUCAGGUUGCUGCUUGUAAGCAACUCUCGUUAUACCCAAGUUGUAAUUAAUAUGUCUGAUGUACAAUUAAAAAGUGGGAGUUUUUCAAAGUCA